GUGUACUGACGUGUUCGCGCAAGAGCCAGGGAUUUUUCUUCCCUUCCCGACUUUCAGUCUCUUCCUCUUACUCAAUCCUCUUCCUCACAGCCAUGGCCGUUCUUACUUAUCUUUCUCCUUUCUCGUCAGCCAACUCCGUCCAGUCCUUCUCCUCCCAUCAACCCCGCCGUCUCCCUUCUCCUCCAACGAUGUCCUGCUCUUGCCAUCUUUCGAUUGCAGAACCAAAGAACUGGCGAGCUCUUGUCUCGACAGCCCUUGCUGCUGUGGUCGUAAGCUUCGGCGGAGUUGGAACGAUGCCCGCUAUUGCGGAGCUCAAUAAGUUUGAGGCGGAGAUGAGGGGUGAAUUCGGGAUCGGCUCAGCGGCGCAGUUCGGGUCGGCGGAUCUCAAGAAGGCUGUGCAUGUAAAUGAAAACUUCAGGCGAGCAAACUUCACAUCUGCCGACAUGCGGGAGUCCGACUUUAGCGGUUCCACGUUCAAUGGAGCUUAUAUGGAAAAGGCUGUUGCUUACAAAGCAAAUUUUUCAGGUGCUGAUUUAAGUGAUACUUUGAUGGAUCGGAUGGUACUUAAUGAAGCAAAUCUCUCGAAUGCUGUUCUCGUGAGGUCAGUUCUCACCCGCAGUGAUCUUGCUGGAGCAGUUAUUGAAGGUGCUGACUUCAGCGAUGCAGUCUUGGACCUUCCUCAAAAACAGGCUUUAUGCAAGUAUGCAAAUGGGACAAAUCCUAUUACAGGAGUGAGCACAAGGAAGAGUCUGGGCUGCGGUAAUCCCCGCCGAAAUGCGUAUGGGAGCCCGUCUUCUCCCCUGCUCAGCGCACCACCACAAAAGCUACUUGAUCGGGAUGGAUUCUGUGACGAGGCCACAGGUCUUUGCCAAGCAAACUGAGCAAAAAUGAGAUUUGUCCCAUUGUGUGAAAGUGUUUGCAAUACAGCUUUUCUUAAAUUUCUUUUUUCAACUUUUUCGAAUAGCUUUCACAGCUAAAACUACACUGUAAUAAAACUUAUAAGGUGUUCACCUCAAUGGAUGGAUGCCAAAUGAUAUUAAUUCUUAUUCAAAAGAAAUAUUUUUUUGGCUA
This is a messenger RNA of Dendrobium catenatum, 1071 nucleotides long. RefSeq names its product thylakoid lumenal protein TL20.3, chloroplastic. Lineage: Eukaryota; Viridiplantae; Streptophyta; Magnoliopsida; Asparagales; Orchidaceae. The record is from RefSeq and is a predicted model, not a curated record. The coding region runs from base 93 to 881 and encodes 262 amino acids. The transcript has 7 exons.